AUGGAACUCAGAAGACCAAGCUUCAACCCCUACUCAAACCCAUCAGAAGAUGAUAUGAGAAUCGAGCCAGAAGAAUUAGCGCUCAGCAAAACCGACGAAAGAUCUUUGACCAUCACAGUAACUUCCAUUUAGAUCGUCAGAACAUCUAUAGAGCAAACAACUCCUCAAAGAUACCAAGUAACUCGGCGAGGCGUGAUAAAUUCGCUUCGCAUACCUCAAGAUAUGACCGUUCGAAUAGGCCGUCAGCACAUCAACGAAGAAGGGCUUAGACCAAAUGAUAUCACAUUGCCUCCAAGCGACCGAGCCAUCAGCAGAUGCCACUGCAUGAUCGAGUGCAAGAAGUUCUUUAUUUUUGAAAUCCCAGAAGAGUGAAUUGCCUUCCUUAUGGCUUAUCACCCACGAUUGGGGAGAAAUUCAAUAUGAAAUUACCUCCCUCUUGAUCUUUUCAGAUAUAUCUUAAUGUUCAUCAAAGAGCCCAGAGCUCCUUAUUUGGUUGACUUAGGCAGCAUGUGUGGAACUUAUGUCAAAGUCUCCAAUACGGAACCUAUUGAGCUGGAACAAGGGCAGAAUUUCUUAAUUGGCAGCGAUAUUAUUAUAGAAAUCGACAGAGUCGCGAAUGACCCUGUUCCGCCUUCAUUGAAUUCUGAACAGACUUUAGAAGACAUCGGGCAAAACACGUUUAACUCAUCUGAUAUGAUGAUUGAAGACAUUGGGCCUUAUAUUUUAAUAAGGGUUUGCAGGAGUCUUAAUGAUAAUGAAGAAACCAUCAAUGCGUCCACUUGGAAAUUUGCAGCAGAGGAGAAAUACAAAAGCUUUACAAUCGGGAGAUCUCAAAUCUGCGACAUCCAGCUCUCCGAGAACACAAUUUCAAGAACACAGUGCAGAGUGAUCUAUGACGAAGGAAAGUGGCUGCUUUACGACGGUCUUGCAAAUAAGCCCACAAUUAAUGGUACGUGGAUGUCAGUUUUCAAAAAAGAGCGAGUCAACCGAGAACACUCCCUUCCUUUUAAACUCAAAAACGGCAGCCAAAUCAAGGUAUCUGACACUAUUUUACAAGUUGAUUGGAUUGAAUAA
Messenger RNA from Blepharisma stoltei, 1074 nucleotides. The record is from the annotation of a GenBank genome assembly. Lineage: Eukaryota; Ciliophora; Heterotrichea; Heterotrichida; Blepharismidae.